Messenger RNA from Bursaphelenchus xylophilus (pine wood nematode), 1211 nucleotides. Lineage: Eukaryota; Metazoa; Nematoda; Chromadorea; Rhabditida; Aphelenchoididae. The record is from the annotation of a GenBank genome assembly.
AUGAAUCAGAAUGCGGAAUUCUGUCAGAAGAUUUUCUAUUUUUUUGCUUGGCCCUCAGGCAUUAGACUUUUUUUUUAUUUUUUAAAAAUCUUUGCUUGUUGAAUAUAUUAGUGGGAAUGAAGAGAGCGGGGGAAGAAAAUGGUAAUGAGUCACUUCGGAAUAGAUCCGCGACGACCUCCAAAUUCUUGUUUUCGAAUAUUUCGGGCUUCUUUUUGUAACGAGCGCCUUCGGGUGGGGGAAUUUGGUCCCCGAGUGACAAGGAUAACGUCAGUUAUUGAUCCGCGCGAAUUAUUCUGCUAAAGCGAGUUGAGAAGGCGUACAAGGCAUUGGUUUUCUUCUUUACAAAUUUAUGUUCUCGUGGAGUAUUCGUUAAUGAUUAAAAUUUGAUUUUUUAUAUUGAUUAGAAUAAUUUUCACUAAAACUUAUUUAUUUUUGCAGCUGAUACUCCAACAAUGGCCUCCAGAAAGACAGUCUCCCGUCGUGCUCGACCACAAAGGGCUACAUCCAACAUCUUUGCGAUGUUCGAUCAGGCUCAAAUCCAAGAAUUCAAGGAGGCUUUCAACAUGAUCGACCAAGAUCAUGAUGGAUUCAUUAGCAACCAGGAUCUUCAGGUGAGCAUUCUCAUUGAUUUAAUAAAACAUAUCUCGCACGUUUCUCUAAUGAAUUCUGACCAUAUUUUUGUUCCAAUAUAUGGCAAGACACCAAGUAUAAGAUUAAAAUCGGUUAUUAUAUUCGAUUCUUUGUUGUUGGUAAUGUCCGUUUGCUUUUUUCAGGACAUGUUUGCUUCCCUCGGCAAAGAAGUCAAUGAAGAUUUCAUCGAGAAGAUGAUUGGCGAAGCCUCUGGAUCCAUCAACUUCACCAUGUUUUUGACCUUGUUCGGAGAGAAAUUAACCGGAACAGAUCCGGAGGAAGUGAUUCGAAACGCCUUUCAAUGCUUUGAUGAGGAUAAUAGUGGUAUGUUCUCCUUUCUUAUGUUUUCUGUUUUAGGAUAAUCUUUGUUUGGUCUGAUGUCCUAAAUAAGGUAAAAAAUUUCAGGGACAAUAUCAGAAGAUCGUUUUCGAGAGUUAAUGACAACAAUGGGCGAUCGUUUCACUGACGAGCAAGUCGACGAGCUCUUCCGCGAUGCUCCCAUCAAAAACGGUCGCUUUGAUUACGUGGAGUUCACUCGGAUGCUCAAACACGGAACCAAGGACAAAGACGAGCAGAAGUAA